AACCAGACCCAACUGACUUGCCACAUUUAUGCCUCCCCACGCCGGUCCCAUGCGUGUUCCACGUGACAGAUUCACAGCUCUCUCUGUGGGAGUGCCUGUCCUGUGACUGGGGGUGCCACGACGCCAAGGUUACUACCAGAGCCGAAGAGGGGCAUGAUAGUGAGGCUUGGAAGUCGGCGCAGGGCGGACGCUCACUAUUGCCUGUCUCCCAAACAGCGUGUCAUAUAAGUAUUUAUCAAGAUGACAGUUACAUCCAUGGAAGUUUCAUCACCUAAUGAUGUUGAUAAAUUAGCAUCUGCAUCUAAGGAAGAUCCUAAGGAGACCUACAAGAAGCUUGAUGACCCUGGGAGAACAGAGGCAAAUAUGGAUAAUUCAGAAAAUAAUGGAGCGGUAGGGGAAGAAGCAAGAACUCAUACAGAAGGAGAAGACAAUGAAGAGGGCAGUACAAGAAAGAAAACCUGCUGCAGUGUGUUAAGGUCUGCACAAUUCCAAGUAUAUGCAUCACACUUCCUUUCUUCUUGGGGUGAUCGCAUGUGGAUGUUUGCUGGAGGUCUCUUUCUACUUGAAGUCACACCAGGAUCCCUUCGCUUGGCAGCAAUUUAUGGAGCUGCACUUGCUGUAACUGUUAUUCUGUGUGGAGCUCCUGUUGGUCGAUGGGUUGACAGUAACUCAAGACUCAGAACUGCCCAGAUAAGUCUGAGUAUCCAGAAUCUUAUGGUUUGCAUUUGUGCUGCUCUCCUAGUAGUGAUUACAACACAGCGGCAAUAUUUCACUGCUUGGGAUGGGUGGUCCCUAAUCUUGGCAGAGGCAGGAGUGAUCUUUUCAGCAUGUCUAGCUCAGAUUGGAACUUUAGGAUGUAAACUAGCCAUAGAGAAGGACUGGAUCAUAGUGAUAUGCGGAAAAGAUAAAACAACAUUAGCCAGAAUGAACAGUGUUUUAAGAACAGUAGACCUCAGCACUGAAGUGUUAGCCCCUGUCAUUGUUGGUACUGUGAUGACUGGUUUUGGGUUGGCUGCUGGAGGCAUAGUAAUUGCCUCGUGGAAUGUCGGCUCACUGCUGGUAGAAUAUGGGCUCUUGCAUCAUCUCUUCUACUCAUCACCUGAUUUACAGAAGUCAAAGAAUGUUUCUGUAGAAGAGACUGCAAAAGAGGAAGAAAGAGAAGGAGAAGCAAAUGAUAAUGAAAUUCAGAAAAGGAAGAGAAAGAAAAGGCAUGUGGUUAUACAACGUAUCAUUUCAGCAUGGGGAGCAUGGAAGGCAUACAUGAGUCAUCCAGUCAGAGAUGCUGGGCUUGGUCUUGCAUUCCUGUUUAUGACAGUGCUUGCAUUUGACAAUUAUUCUAGAGCUUUUGUUUACGAGUCUGGUGUACCAGAGACAAUUCUUGGUAUUCUAACAGCUGUUGCAUCCUUGUCUGGGAUUUUUGGAUCCUUAGCCUUUCCUGUUCUCAGAAGGGUUGGUAUAUCUAAGACUGGCUUGGUUGGCUUUGGAUUUGAAACAGUCUGCCUGUCUUUAUGUGUGGCAUCAGUAUUCGCACCCGGCAGUCCAUUCGAUGCCUCAGCUUUAUUACCUAACAGCAGGAUAGCCGAGGGCAAUAAUUCAACAGAAGCUCCAGCGUACUUAACAUACAACAUAAGCACACUGUCAGGUGGAACAAAUAUCUCCUUGGCAGAGGAAAAUGGGACUGUGACUCUUGAUGUACCUUUAAAUCAAAGCCCAGAUCCUGAAGCUGGAGAGGAAAUGGUGUACACAUCAGUUAUUCUCCUUCUUACUGGAAUCAUAACAUCAAGAUUUGGUUUGUGGCUAGCAGAUUUGACAGUGACACAGAUCCUGCAAGAGGGUGUGGAAGAAGGCCAGAGAGGAGCUAUCAAUGGUGUUCAGUCAUCACUUAACCAGUCACUUGACUUAUUGCGUUCAAUCCUUAUCAUCAUUUUACCAACGCGAUCUACUUUUGGGUUCCUUAUCAUCCUUUCAUUUGUAUUUGUAGCAACAGCGUGGAUGUUGUUUGCAAUAUAUGCUCGAAGAAACCCAACACCUGUAACCACACCAGAAGGAGAGCAGCUCAAGCCAGUGGCUGUGUAAUUCUACAAAAUUUGUGAAUCAAGUUAAUUUCCUUCGAAAGACUAAAGUCAACUCCAGAUUUAGUUUACCUUAAUUUGACUUGAGACACAUUUUUUCAUGAUCUAACUCUAAGCACUUAUUUCAAAUUGAUUUUACUCUAAAGCCAUAUUUCAAAUUAAGUUACUGGUAACUAGAGACUUAUUUCAAGAGAGAAAUAUAUGUUUUAACUUACCCAAGAGUGCUACUUCAGUUUCAAGCAUGCAUAUUUCAUAUGACCAACUCAGAUUACCCAACUAAAUGCAGAUUGAUAUGUAGAGAAUGUUAUAUUAUACUCAUGUUUUUAUUAUAUUCAGUUUCUUUUUUUUUUUUUUAAUAAACUUUUUUUAUUGUCUAAAUGUUAAGAGAACAGAGAAGUGUAAUGUAAAAACUAUUGCCAACAGGUUUUGUUUUUGGUAAAAUAUUAUUGUUUGCUGCAAUCUUUUU
Messenger RNA from Penaeus chinensis, 2538 nucleotides. RefSeq names its product solute carrier family 40 member 1-like. NCBI's taxonomy places the organism in Eukaryota, Metazoa, Arthropoda, Malacostraca, Decapoda, Penaeidae. The record is from RefSeq and is a predicted model, not a curated record. Gene Ontology annotation, cellular component: membrane. Gene Ontology annotation, biological process: iron ion transmembrane transport. The coding region runs from base 241 to 2076 and encodes 611 amino acids. Gene Ontology annotation, molecular function: iron ion transmembrane transporter activity. The transcript is spliced from 12 exons.